GUUGGAGGGGUUAAUUGAUUUUUUGGAAAAGAAAUAAAAAUUUCGGGUUUGAGGUAAAUUCAUGAUAUUUGUCAAAUAUUGGGGUCACUUCUAAACGACCCCGGUUACUGAAGAACUCAUUAAUCCAUAGUCGAUCGGCGAAAACGCCAUCCUUCAACAUAGUGUAGCAAUUUCAUCGCUUCUGGGUUUACAGAUACAUCAAAUCAUGUGGCAAAGCGGCGUCGUGCGACGACUGCUGUCUCACUGCCAAUCUCAGAAACAAAAUUCAUCGACUAAAUUAGGGGUUCUAGUCAACAGAAAACCCGGCGUUCCUUCUCGCGCCUCCUCCUCAUCCGCUGCAGCCACAUCCACAUCCACUGCUACAGACACAGCUACAGCGGCAGAUCUCUCGUCACUGGUUCGCCACUACGGUCGUUGCUAUUCGGAACUCGCUAAAGCACGCCUCAGCCUGUUAGUCGUUGCAACAUCUGGAACUGGAUUUGUACUAGGAAGCGGAUCCGCUAUUGACAUAGCUGGACUUUGUUGGACUUGUACUGGAACUAUGAUGGUUUCUGCUUCAGCAAAUUCUUUAAACCAGGUAUUUGAGAUAAAGAAUGAUGCUUUAAUGAAGCGAACAAUGAGAAGACCACUACCUUCAGGCCGCAUUUCGGUACCUCAUGCUGUAGCCUGGGCUUCAUUUGUAGGUGUAGGUGGCACUGCUUUAUUGGCUUGCAAGGCUAAUAUGUUGACAGCUGGGCUUGCAGCCUCUAAUCUUUUUCUUUAUGCAUUUGUAUACACACCAUUGAAGCAGAUUCACCCAAUAAAUACAUGGGUUGGGGCUGUUGUUGGUGCUAUUCCUCCCCUUCUUGGGUGGACUGCUGCUGCCGGCGAGGUUACCCUCAAUGGAAUGCUUCUCCCUGCAGCUCUCUAUUUUUGGCAAAUACCCCACUUCAUGGCUCUUGCAUUCAUGUGCCGCAAUGAUUAUGCUGCUGGAGGGUAUAGGAUGCUAUCGUUUGCUGAUCCUUCUGGUUACAAAACUGCUUCAGUGGCAUUGAGAAAUUGCUUGUAUCUGAUUCCAUUGGGAUACUUGGCCUAUGAUUGGGGAGUGACUUCUGGAUGGUUUUGUCUUGAAUCAUCACUCAUCACUUUGGCUAUAAGUGCUGCAGCAUUAUCAUUCUACCAAGACCGGACUACUCAAAAAGCCAGAAGGAUGUUCCAUGCCAGCCUCCUGUAUCUUCCUGUGUUUAUGUCUGGACUCCUCUUUCACCGACUCACUGAUAAUGAACAAAGCCUUACAGAAGAAAGUUCAGAGAAAAUAUCUGAGCUUUCAUCAUCCACAGAAACUUUAGUAGAAGUGAGCAGAAAUUCUAGCAGGAAGAACAAGUUAAAUGAUACCUCUGUUGAUAGAAAAGCACGGCCACCUGUAGCAUAUGCCUCUGUUGCACCGUUUCCUUUCCUGCCUGCUCCUUCCUAUGCCCCCUGAUAAGUGUAUCGAGUUCUCAAAUUUCUUUUGGUUAACAUAAUAAACGUCCAAAGGGAACUGUGUAAGAUUUCUGGAUUUUCCAGAAGACUUUUGGACAAUUUUCUCCUGUUUCCCUCUCCUUCUUGGGGUGGAAUAAGUUUUACUUUGUUUUAAAGGUUGAUAAUCCGCAAUAGGUUGAUUAUUUUUAUACACAGCUGAGGAGAAGAGAAUGAUGUGUACUCAUGUUGAUCAUUUCGUAAGUUUUAGUUUCAAAUGCAAGUACAUCUGUUUUUGGGUUC
This is a messenger RNA of Mangifera indica (mango), 1740 nucleotides long. Its product is annotated as protoheme IX farnesyltransferase, mitochondrial. Lineage: Eukaryota; Viridiplantae; Streptophyta; Magnoliopsida; Sapindales; Anacardiaceae. Gene Ontology annotation, cellular component: membrane; mitochondrion. Gene Ontology annotation, biological process: heme biosynthetic process. The coding region runs from base 206 to 1462 and encodes 418 amino acids. The transcript is spliced from 7 exons. The record is from RefSeq and is a predicted model, not a curated record. Gene Ontology annotation, molecular function: protoheme IX farnesyltransferase activity.